This is a messenger RNA of Vanessa tameamea, 5721 nucleotides long. RefSeq names its product collagen alpha-1(IV) chain-like (gene vkg). Gene Ontology annotation, molecular function: extracellular matrix structural constituent conferring tensile strength. The coding region runs from base 128 to 5524 and encodes 1798 amino acids. Lineage: Eukaryota; Metazoa; Arthropoda; Insecta; Lepidoptera; Nymphalidae. Gene Ontology annotation, cellular component: collagen trimer. The record is from RefSeq and is a predicted model, not a curated record. Gene Ontology annotation, biological process: extracellular matrix organization. The transcript is spliced from 15 exons.
GAAAGAGGAACGCUCGGGCGGCAGUCUAAGCGCCCCCGCCCCUCGGUACGAGGCGGCAGCGGUGGUGGCGCGGGUGCGGCGCUCGCGGCCUGGCACGAGGGCGCGCGGCCAGUAGUGUGGCGCAGCCAUGUCGGGUCCGGCGCGUGCGCGCCUCCUUGCGAUCCAGCUCGUGCCCGCUACCCUUCUGCUGCUCUACUGGAUUCCUUCACCUGUUUCAGCUGUUAUUUGCAACCAGACUGUAUGUGAUUGUACUGGUCUUAAAGGUGACCGUGGAGACCAAGGUUAUCGAGGAAUACCAGGUCCUCAGGGUGACUAUGGAGACGAUGGACCUGAAGGUCGUAUCGGGGUACCAGGAGAACCUGGCGAAUGGGGCCAACAAGGUGACUACGGCGACAAAGGAGAACGGGGUAUUGAUGGACCUUAUGGAGUUAGAGGAUAUACUGGACCCCAGGGUCAAAUCGGGUUAGAAGGUAUACGGGGCUUAGCGGGACUAGAUGGAUGUAGUGGUGUAGAUGGUGAAAUAGGAGUUCCGGGACCGCAAGGGUACCCGGGGGAUAGAGGGUUGCCUGGACCAUAUGGAGAAAAAGGAUUACAAGGCUUAGCUGGAGAAGGAGGAGUAAAUUCAAGAGGUGCUAAAGGAGACCAAGGUGAUUUCGGACGACAUGGACUCAUUGGUCCGCCAGGUCCAACUGGAUGGAGAGGGGAUAGCGGCCCGCCAGGUGAAGAUGGUGAUCAGGGAUCCAUGGGUUUUCGAGGAGAAAUAGGAUAUAGAGGGGAUACUGGUGAUGACGUUGUAGGCCCACCAGGAGAAAAAGGAGAUCAAGGAGAAAUCGGUGAACCUGGAAGACCAACAGAAGUAGUUUAUAUCGACCAUGUACAACAAAACUUUACUAUCUUAGCAAAAGGAAAUAAAGGUGAUAAAGGAUAUCAAGGUGCUCAGGGUGUUAAGGGAUUGAAAGGAGAACUAGGUUCUACAGGUGCUCCGGGACGUUAUGGAACUAAUGGACCUCAAGGCUACAAAGGUGAUCAAGGUGUUGAGGGUCCCAGGGGUAAAACUGGUUAUCGUGGUAAAGCUGGACCUCUUGGACCGAAAGGUGAUAAAGGUUGGCCAGGAUAUGAUGGACCAAAUGGAGAAGAUGGUCUUUCUGGAGCAAUUGGAGAAGAUGGUAAACCAGGUAUACCUGGUGAACAAGGGCCAAUGGGAGAAGUAGGAAUUUACGAUGAAAGAUUAAAUGAACCACUUUUACCUGGCUCAAUGGGACCGCAAGGACCAAUUGGUUACGGUGGUCCUAUAGGACUUAGAGGUGCUGAUGGUGUUCCUGGAUUACCUGGUAUAAUGGGCCCAUCGGGGUUGCCUGGUACUAAAGGUCUUCCUGGUAGAGCAGGGCCACCUGGAACCUCUGUAAAAGGAGAACCUGGAGACGAUGGUUUUAAAGGUUUGCCUGGACCCAUGGGCCCAAUGGGCAAACCCGGUCUUCCCGGUGUUCUGGGACCUAAAGGUUUUAAGGGAGCAACUGUAGUAGGUCCAGAUGGAGAGGGAGGUGAACCAGGAAUGGAUGGAUUGCCAGGUUUAAGAGGUGAUAGAGGAGAGGUAGGGUAUAUGGGACCACCAGGUUAUCCUGGACGUGGUGUAACUGGUGUUGGUCCACCAGGAGAUGAUGGGCCAAUAGGUCGUCCAGGAGCAGUUGGUGACCCAGGAGAACCCGGAAGACCAGGUUUUCUUGGAUAUAAAGGAGACCGUGGUGACGAUUGUCCUUACUGCCCAUCAGGUCUACCUGGAUCUAAGGGACAAAGAGGAGAUGAUGGUUUUCCAGGCCAAAAGGGUUACCCAGGAUUCGAAGGUUUACCUGGCCCUCGCGGACAAAAGGGACAAUCGGGUUUACCAGGUUUACAUGGACCACCAGGUCCAAAGGGUAAUAAAGGUCAAUCGGGAAUGGCCGGAGCACAAGGACCGAAAGGACGGAAAGGUCUGCUUAUACAACCGCCACUCUCUUUAACUAAAGCUGAACCUGGACCCCGUGGUAACCCAGGUUUUGCUGGUAGUCCUGGCUUUCGCGGCGAUCCUGGUUGGCCUGGACCACCUGGCCCUCAUGGCUUUAAGGGUCUCAAAGGCUUAAUGGGUGAUGAAGGUUUCGCUGGUUCACCUGGUCGUAAUGGAUCUAAAGGCCGAGAUGGAUUACCUGGAUGGGAUGGGACAAAUGCUGAUGUACCAAUGGCUUUUCUUUUUGGUGAAAAGGGAGAUAUAGGCAUAAAGGGAGAACGGGGUGAACCUGGAGAAGAUGGCUUAAAAGGUGACGCUGGAGACGCGCUUGGUUUUGAAAUCAAUUCAAAGGGACAGAAAGGAAUAACAGGACCACCUGGAAUACGUGGGUUUACUGGAAGAAAGGGAGAAGCUGGAGAUAUUGGAUACGGCGGAUUUCAAGGUCGAAGAGGUGACAUGGGUAUCCCAGGUAUUUCACAACAAGGACCUAUAGGUGCUAGAGGAUUUCCUGGUGAUAAAGGUGACACUGGUCCCUAUGGAGAACCAGGUAAUCCAGGACAACAAGGACCAAUAGGAUUCUCUGCAGAAAAGGGAAAAAAAGGGUCACGUGGAGAUGUCGGUUACUCUAUUAUAUAUGGUGAAAGAGGCAUUGACGGAACAAAGGGGGAUGCGGGAGAUGAGGGCCCAUCUGGAUACCCGGGAUCACCUGGCCGAGCUGGAGUAAUGGGAUCUAAAGGAGAAACAGGAAUUCCCGGAGACACUGGUCCACUAGGCCCAUUCGGACCUCCGGGUCGAAAAGGUCAACCAGGAAUAGUGGUACAAGGAGCUCGUGGACUACCUGGCAUACCUGGAAGACCCGGAUUUAUUGGCAUAAUCGGUCAACCAGGCUUACAAGGAAAUCAUGGUUUACAAGGUGAUGUUGGGCAAAAAGGAACAAAAGGUGAAGCGGGCCUAAUUGGAAUUAGAGGGUGGACUGGCGAACGAGGUUUUCCAGGAAUCGUCGGAUUUCAAGGAUUUAUAGGAAGACCUGGUAUUCAUGGAGAAACUGGGGAGCGAGGUGUGUCAGGUAUUACAGGAAAUAGAGGUUUACCAGGUAAGCCAGGACUACGCGGAUUACAAGGAAAUAAGGGACCUUAUGGUGAUGCAGGUAAUCCUGGUGAAGAUGGCUUAGAUGGAUGGCCCGGUGUGAAAGGACAAAUAGGAGAUAUAGGUUUCAUGGGUCUUCAAGGUAUACGUGGAGAAAACGCUUCUAAAGGUAUGAAAGGUGAUAUAGGAAACCCAGGUUAUAGAGGACUCGAUGGAAGGCCCGGAAUUUAUGGUCAAAAAGGAAGAAAGGGUGAUAGAGGAAGUCGUGGAUUUGAUAUAAGGGGACGUGAUGGCCUUAAAGGUCUACCAGGUAACACAGGAAUACCAGGUCGACAAGGAUUAAAGGGAAUUAAAGGACAAAUUGGCGAUUACGGUGAAGAGGGUACGAAAGGCCCGAUCGGAGAUAAAGGUUAUGAAGGCCUUCCUGGUCAACCUGGAUUACCAGGAUAUAAUGGACCUAAAGGCAUGCAAGGAGGUAUAGGUUUUGCUGGAAGAUCUGGACUGAAAGGCGAUUAUGGCGAUAGUGGUGAACCUGGUCAGAUGGGUGUGCCUGGUUUCCCUGGCGAUGUUGGGUUACCUGGACUUGAAGGGAUUAGAGGUGACAUGGGUCCUAAAGGAGAACGCGGUGACAUAGGUCCAAGCAGUUAUUCGCCAGCAACAAAAGGUGAAAUGGGUGAUAUAGGAAUGGAAGGAUUAGAAGGUUUACCUGGAGAUAGAGGAGAUGUAGGUUUCACUGGAAUUAAAGGUUUUAAAGGAGAACAAGGUGACAUAGGGUUUCAAGGAGAGUUUGGUGAUGAUGGACUACCUGGUCUUAAGGGACAAUCUGGAGAUAUUGGCCCUCCUGGCUUACCUGGUCUUGAUGGAAUUAAUGCAGUACAGGGCGAAAAAGGUAAAAAUGGAAUAGAUGGGCUUCCUGGGUGGCCUGGUUCAAUGGGACAAAAAGGUGCUCCGGGUGAAAAUGGAGCUGAUGGCCCGGAAGGAACUCGUGGUCAUCCUGGAUUGAGUUUCCAAGGACCAAAAGGCAUAACAGGAAGUGUUGGUCGCCCUGGAAGACGUGGAAACAUGGGUAUACCUGGUGCUCGAGGUAUGGAAGGAAAUCCUGGUUUCAUGGGACCUAAGGGCGAAAUUGGUGAACCUGGAUUUGCUAUAAGUCCUAAAGGGGAAAGAGGAGAUUAUGGUAUACCUGGAUUUAAUGGCAUAAAAGGUAUGCGAGGAGACAAUGGUGAUUCUGGUUUAAAUGGCUAUCGAGGAUAUAUGGGAGAAGUAGGUAUGAAAGGUCUAAUAGGUGAUGAGGGUGAAGACGGUUUACAAGGAUAUUUGGGUCUUAAAGGUAUUAAAGGUGAAAGAGGCGACACUGUCCUCCCUCAUGAAGUAAACCCUGGAGAACAAGGUGAUAUAGGUAUAGCAGGCUUUGAUGGCCGCGACGGAGUUCCAGGAGCACCUGGUAGCUUUGGACAAAAUGGACUUCCCGGUUUCAAGGGUGAAAUUGGUGAUUUGGGCGAAUUAGGACCUUCUGGUUAUCCUGGACCUCAAGGAGAACAGGGCCUGAUAGGUCGACGAGGAGAAGUUGGAUUUGAUGGAUCGCGUGGACCUCCAGGGCUUCCCGGAACACCGGCUCCGCCACCACCUAUACCAAAAUCGAGAGGUUUUUACUUUGCAGUCCAUUCACAAACAAGAAUGAUUCCUCAAUGUCCUUCUGGGACAUCACCUAUGUGGGAUGGAUUCUCAUUGAUACACAUAGUCGCUAGCGCCAAAGCACAUGGCCAAGAUUUAGGUGCCCCUGGAAGUUGCUUACGAAGAUUUUCUACGAUGCCUUUCAUGUUUUGUAACAUUAACAACGUAUGUGAUUUCGCCCAAAGAGAAGACUAUAGUUUCUGGCUAUCAACACCGGAACCUAUGCCAAUGGCUAUGACGCCAAUUCAAGCUAGAGAUGUAGGGUCAUAUAUUUCAAGAUGUCAAGUAUGUGAAUCAUCGACAAGAACUAUAGCUUUGCAUAGUCAAAAUAACACGGUGCCAAUGUGUCCGAGCGGCUGGGAAGAGUUAUGGAUAGGAUAUAGUUUCCUUAUGCAUACGGCUGGAGCAGAUGCAGCGGGACAGAGUCUAAUUUCACCUGGUUCAUGUCUCCGCGAAUUUAGAACUCAACCGUUUAUUGAAUGCAACGGACUCGGUCGGUGCAACUACUUCGCUACGGCAGUAUCAUACUGGUUGUCGACCAUUGAUGACGACAAAAUGUUCCAAAAACCAGAGCAACAAACUUUAAAGUCAGAUCAAGUGUCUAAAGUCAGCCGAUGUGCAGUAUGUAUGAGACGACAACCGGGCCCGACUGCGAAAACAGCGUAUCAAGGCAGCGCCGGGGCAGUGGAGGCUGUCCCGAACGAGGCACGUCGCCGACCGUUCUAUCGAGGCAGACAUCGCGUAGGCGGCCAACGACAUAUUCGUGGCAGAGCUCGUUAUUAAAUAGGCUAUUACUCAUGAAUUAUACAGUAUAAAAUAGAAACUUACAAGAAUAGGUGUCCUUAAAACUUAUGCGAGUACUUAGUCAAUAAAAUAUGAAGGUAUUUAUGCUUAUUGUGCCACUUAUAUACGAUUAAAAAUAAACGAAAAGUCAUAACACUGUCGAUACGCAUUUAAAUAAAUUUAAUUUAAUUUUAAUA